Molecule: messenger RNA, 1723 nt
Organism: Colossoma macropomum (tambaqui)
Lineage: Eukaryota; Metazoa; Chordata; Actinopteri; Characiformes; Serrasalmidae
Product: CD48 antigen-like
Exons: 5
Coding region: 1055-1723 (222 amino acids)
Source: RefSeq, a predicted model, not a curated record
UCACAUUUGCUAGUCAUUUAUCAGGAAUACUGUGGAGCAGUCUACAACAGCAAGAUAACAUUCAAACAGAAAAGACAAGCAGAAACAGAAAGCUCAUCAGACUAACCACAAAAAUACACCAGCUGAACCAAAUAAGGAAGAGAACUUGUGCUGCAAUGGCAAUGCUACUACAACUGAUCUUCACACUCUCCUAUUUGGCUUCAGUCACAGAGACCAGUGAUGUGUUCAGACUGGUUGGCAGCUCUGUUCAACUGGACACACAGGAUCCUGUACCAGAGUUUGAUGACUUAUUAUGUUAUAUGAUAACAAGUCUAAAACUACUAUAUACUAUUUUGAUUAUAAAGGCAGAGUGGAGUUCAAUAAUGAAACCUACAGUCUGACACUGAAGAACUUACAGAAGACUGAUAGUGGACUGUAUGAAGUAAGAGCAUCUGGUGAUGUGGUCACAAUUGUUGCUGAGUACAGACUCUCUGUGUUGGAUCCAGUGGACACUCCAGUCCUGACUCCUGUCCUUCACCAGCAAAGCAGAGGCACAUGUAGGAUCACUCUGACCUGCAGAGUUCAUGACUACUGUAUCAGCUCCAGCUGUUAUGAGGAAACCUGUGAAGAGAAGGAAGUGACAUCACCUGGAGAUGUCAUCCUUUCCCUGUCUGUCAGUGGCAGCUCCAUCAUCUGUAACCGCAGCAACCCAGUUCCAGAAACUUUGUAGGCAAGAUCACCUAAAAACCUUCGUCAUAUGUAUUUAUUUUUUUGGGAUGAAUCAAUAGGCAAGUCCCUAGGCCAGCCCCUGAAAAACAACCCUCCACCAAACUUCACAGUUGGCACAAUGUAGUCAGGAAGGUAAAGUUUAUCUGACAGUCAACAAACCCAGACUCAUUCAUCAGACUUUUAGAUAGAGAAGCGUGAUUCGUCACUCCACAGAAUAUGUUUCCACUAAAGAAAACUACAUCAUGGAAACCAUUUUAAUCACAUUGAAUUGAGUGGUUUAUUCCUAUUUGACACUGGAAUUUUCUAAAAUAUGUCACACUAAUAAUAUGACAACCAGUGUUAAAGGAUGACAGAUAUCACAAAAUACCAAAACAACUUACCUUCAUAUCUUUGUUCUUUCUCUACAGUGCCCACACGUGUGUUCGCACAAGUUGGCAGUUCUGUUCAACUAGACACUCAGCAUCCUGUACUGGAGUUUGAUGACUUAACCUGGGUUUUUAACAGAACUAAUAAUGUUCUAAAAUAUUAUCCUGAGUUUAAAAAAGCUAAACAGUAUCCUGGUUAUGAAGGCAGAGUGGAGUUCAAUGAGGAAACCUACAGUCUGACACUGAAGAACUUACAGAAGACUGAUAGUGGACUGUAUGAAGUAAGAGCGUCUGGUGUUGAGGUCAGAGCUGUUGCUGAGUACAGACUCUCUGUGUUGGAUCCAGUGGAGGCUCCAGUCCGGACUCAUCAGCUAAGCAACGACACCUGCACCAUCACUCUCAUCUGUAGAGGUCAUGACUACUGUAUCAACUUCAGCUGUUGCAAGGAAACCUGUGAGGAGAAGGAAGUGACAUCAGGUGGAGGCAUCACCCUUUCCCUGUCUGUCAGUGGCAGCACCAUCAUUUGUAACCAUAGCAACCCAGUCAGCUGGAAGACGGAUGUUUUGGAGAUGAGAAGACUUAAACAACUCUGUGCUGAUGAAGGUGAAGGUGUGAACACAGAUACACACAGACACAAACACUGCCUCUAA